AUGGCUAGCAUCCCAGAAUCAGGACUCUCUCCAAGGAACAACAAAAAGUGUAUCAACUGUGGCAGCUUCGGGCAAAGUGUGGCGCGACCAGUUGCUGCUUCGUCUGAGAUGAAAUCAGCAGAGGGUAUUAUUGCGGCUGAAUUGAAGGGACUUUCGAUCCAGGAAAGAGUCACUGCCUUGGACGAUUUGCAUUGUGUCGGUCAAGGUCAAGAAGAAGAUCCAGAAGUGAUCCGAACGGCUCUAGAGAAAUUUGAAGAAGAGGUUCGGAACGCAAAUCAUCCAGCGUACAACUUGGCAGUGAGGAAGCAAAAUCCAUACGUCCAAGACUCUGAAUAUCGACUUCGGUUUCUCAGGGGGGCCCUAUUUGACGUCAAGAAGGCAGUCCGACAAAUGCUUAGCCUGUUGCAGUACCAAGCUGAAUAUUUUGGCGUCGAUGCACUUGAUCGCAGAAUUGCUCUGUCUGAUCUAAAAGAAGAAGAAGUCAGAGUCAUGCUAAAUGGAAUGUUUCACUAUCCUACACAGACGGACAGAAAUGGCAGAUACGUGACCUACUGUUUCAGCAAUGUCUUCUUGGCUGGUAUUCCAGCCGAAACAAUGAUUCGCUCAUGCCUGUAUGCCAAUUCGUACUUCACCUCCUUUCCAGAUUUACAAAAGAAGGGUUUAGUAGGCGUCUACAUGGAUAUAGGUGAACCUGAUCAAUCCAUACAACUGGGUCCAAGGUUCUUCAGCUGGGUCUUCAAUUUGAUGAAGUUUAUGCUUUGUCUUCCUCUCAAGUUUUCAAGUUCGCACUACUGUAUCAAUGUCGGUAAUAGCAAGAAUGUGGCAAUUCACAAAAGUGUGAUUGAAACAUUCAUAAAGGUCCUUCCUAGUUAUGCAAGAGCGAGAACAAAGCUUCAUUAUGGGAGUGCACUGGAGAUCCGUUACAGCCUUCAGAGUCAUGGUAUUCCGAUGGAUACUUACCCGAUAGAUUCAAAUGGCAACAUUCGACAAGAUAUGAUUGAUAGCUCCUGUCUCAAGCACUACGGCAUUGAUGCUUCCAACUACAGAGGAGUAAAAACACCUCCCAACUUAGAUUCGAAUGAUGCACCGACAGCUGUGAUACCUUCGAUCGCCGCCUCCUCUCAGCAGAAUAGAAGCGGCCAUAUUGUUCCACUGGAACCCAAACUUACCGAUGUGCUUCUUGGGCGUGGAAAACCAAAUCAGAACCAUCCUGGGAAUAUCCAACUAAGAGCAAUGAUUGAGGAAUGCCAGGAAGAAUAUGAUGCGAUUGGUAGACUGGAGAAGCGUCAAAUGAUCCAGAACAUCAAGCAUGCGUGUCAUUCCAUAGGCACCCGAUUUCUGAAGCAACAAGGGAAUAAGAAUACCUGGGUCGUGGCCAAUUCCUCUGAGGCUGAUGAGAAGAUACGGCAACAUUUCAGAUGUGCUAGGAAGAAACGGUAA
Cylindrotheca closterium is the source of this 1440-nucleotide messenger RNA. Lineage: Eukaryota; Bacillariophyta; Bacillariophyceae; Bacillariales; Bacillariaceae. The record is from the annotation of a GenBank genome assembly.